UAACGCGGUUCAAACUUCAAAGAGAGUUUAAUAGUGGUUAUUGAUUGGUUAAGUAAGUCUUUCAUAGUCCCUAUAUUUGACUUGACUUUCAUUUAUAAUUUUAUAUAUAUCCCUUCAACAAUAACCAAUCUCACAACCCUCCACAAAGCCACCUUCUUCCCUUCACAUUUUCAAAACCAUUAGGCCACCAUGAAUGCGAUCCAACCCGCCAUCAACCACCACAUCCCAACUACUCGCCGCCUUUCACGGCGGGUUCGAGCGCAACAAGAUAUUAUCUUCGAGGCUUACCGAUCUUCCAAGGGGUCAAACCCGGCAACCCGUUUAGCUCAAUCACUUACCCAUAUGCUCCAUCUUCAAAUUGAAUCCAUACACACCCAAAAAACAAUAACUCAAUCAAACUUAAGUUCAAUUUUAGAGGAUAAAAGUAACACCCCUAUAUCAUCCCCUAAAGAAGACAUUUCUAACAAAUGGGAGGAAAUUCAUGGGUCUAAUGAUUGGGAUACCCUUUUAGACCCUCUCCACCCUUGUCUAAGGCGAGAGCUGAUCAAAUACGGUGAAUUUGCUCAAGCGACAUACGACGCAUUCGACUUUGAUCCGUACUCGGAGUAUUGUGGGAGUUGUAGGUACAAUCGUAACAAACUCUUUGAGAAGCUUGGCUUAACUAGGCAUGGUUAUAACGUUACAAAGUACAUUUACGCUACGUCUCAAAUUGAUUUGCCACAAUGGCUAGAGAAGUCACAAGUGGCCGAGACUUGGAGUACGCACUCCAAUUGGAUGGGGUUUGUAGGUGUUAGCGAUGACGAGGAGUCGAAACGUAUUGGAAGGAGAGACAUUGUGGUGUCAUGGCGAGGGACGGUAUCAGCAUCCGAAUGGUACGAGGAUUUUCAGAGGAAUUUAGAGAGGUUUGGUCAUGGAGAUGCGAAAGUUGAAGAAGGUUUCCUUAGCAUUUAUACAACGAAAUUCAAAUCCUCGCGGUACAACAAAUCGAGUGCCUCAGAACAAGUGAUGAAAGAGAUCGACAGGCUGAUUAAUCUGUACAAGAAAAGAGGGGAACAACAAGUUAGCCUUACAAUAACAGGACAUAGCUUAGGUGGUGCGUUAGCCCUACUUAAUGCGUAUGAAGCGGCUGCAACUUUUGUUAACUUACCAGUUAGUGUCAUAUCAUUUGCUGCUCCAAGAGUUGGGAAUUCCGACUUCAAAGACGAGUUACACGAGCUAGGGGUGAAGACAUUACGCGUUGUUGUUAAACAAGACGUGGUACCUUGGACACCUGGAAUGGUUUUUAACGAGAAACUACAGAGUUUUGACGAGAUUACUAAGGGAUUAGAAUGGGUUUACACUCAUGCAGGUGUUGAGUUGAGACUUGAUGCCAGAUCAUCUCCGUACUUGAAAAAAGGGUUGCAAUUACAAGGACAUCAUAUGUUAGAGACUUACCUUCAUUUGCUUGAUGGAUUUCAAAGUUCUAAGUUGCCGUUUAGGGAAGAUGCUAUAAGGGAUAUUGCUUUGGUGAAUAAAGAGUGUGAUUUGUUGAUUAAUGAGCUCAGGAUACCGCCUCGUUGGUACCAGGUUGCCAAUAAAGGGCUGCUUCAAAAUGAUCAUGGGAGGUGGGUUAAACCUAAGAGGGAUCCUCAACAUAUACCAUCCCCUACUACUGAUUCUGUUUUUUUAUAAUCAAAUGGAAUCUCUACUUAAUGCUUAAUUGUAUAUACAAGAUUAAUAUCAUGCUCCAAUUAUCAAGCAAACAAUUUAAGUCCUAUCCUUGACUAGUUACUAGUUACUAGUUACUAGUUACUAGUUAGUUGAACAUAAAGUUCAUACCUUUCGGCUGGGGUAUGAGCUAUUGCCCCAGAUCAAUGGCGGAUCUUUGUGGGCCGAAAAAUUUUGUAGUGUAUUUUUAGUUACGGCCCCCCCUAAAAUUUAUGUAUAACUGUAUAAUUACAUACUUCCUCCGUCUUUUAAUACUCGCAACGUUUGUUA
Messenger RNA from Spinacia oleracea (spinach), 1977 nucleotides. RefSeq names its product phospholipase A1-Igamma1, chloroplastic. The transcript has a single exon. Lineage: Eukaryota; Viridiplantae; Streptophyta; Magnoliopsida; Caryophyllales; Amaranthaceae. Gene Ontology annotation, biological process: lipid metabolic process. Gene Ontology annotation, molecular function: glycerophospholipase activity. The record is from RefSeq and is a predicted model, not a curated record. The coding region runs from base 190 to 1671 and encodes 493 amino acids.